Python bivittatus (Burmese python) is the source of this 1815-nucleotide messenger RNA. Its product is annotated as ubiquilin-1-like. Gene Ontology annotation, molecular function: polyubiquitin modification-dependent protein binding. Lineage: Eukaryota; Metazoa; Chordata; Lepidosauria; Squamata; Pythonidae. The record is from RefSeq and is a predicted model, not a curated record. Gene Ontology annotation, cellular component: cytosol. Gene Ontology annotation, biological process: ubiquitin-dependent protein catabolic process.
AUGUCUGAAAGCAAAAAAACCCCUGGGGCUGCUAACCACAGAACCCGGAUCAUCAAAGUGACUGUCAAGACCCUCAAACGCAAGGAGCAGUUUGAGGUGGCCGACAGCACCCUCAUUCAGGAAUUCAAGAAGCUGAUUGCUGACCGUUUCAAGACACCCCCUGAGCAGUUGUCCCUGAUCUUUGCUGGUGAGAUUCUCAAUGACCAGGAUACACUAGUGCAGCACAAGAUUGAUGAUGGGUCCAAAGUCCAUCUCUUCAUCAAGUCUCAGAGGAAGCCCUUAGGGAAUCCAGGGCCCCCCACGGGCAAUCCAGCCACACCCAUCACCUUCCUGCAAAUGCCAGCAACUCGAGAAAUCUCCUCGGAACACAGUCUAGACCUUUCGGAUUGGAGCAGCCAACCCGAAGACCUGAUGGCCUCCUGCCACGAAGUUGUUGCCCAGACCAUGGAAAACCUUUUGCUCCAGAUGGUCACUCUGAACCUGGAUGCCUCUGCAUUGAACAACAAUCCCCUUCUCUUGGGCUUCCUCCUUGGUGUCACUGGCAUGAAUGUUCUGGGUUUGAAUGCCCCAGAUAUUUCUGACUUUGUUGGCGAAGCCCAGGAGCAGGAUGUGACCCGGCAGGAGCUUAUCAGUGAAGUGAUGCAGCACCCCUUUGUGCAGAACCUUUUCGGGGAUACUGAACAGGUCAGGCAGAUGAUUAUGUCAGUGCCUCAGAUGCAGCAGCUGGCUGAACAGAAUCCAGAGAUCAACCACAUUCUCAACAACUCUGAAUUCCUGCGAGAAAUGAUCGAUGUGGCCACUAGCCCAGCCGUGAUGGAUGAGAUCAUCAGGAACCAUGACCGAGCCCUGAGCAACCUGGAGAGUACUCCAGGGGGGUACAAUGCUUUGCAACAGCUGUACCAUGACAUUGAGGCUCCAAUGCUGAACGCGGUGCAGGCGCAGUUCCAGGGCAAUUCGUUUGCUCUCUCAGACACCAAACCUUCCACGGGGGGGAUCAAACCCCUGUCCCAGACAGAAAACAGGGAACCUCUGCCAAACCCUUGGGCACCCCAGUUGAACAGCAGCGGUGGUGACAAUGUAUGUAAUGGUGACAUCAGCAGUGCCAGUAAUGGUGCUGAGCAAGGUUACAUCCUGCUUGCAUUAGGUCCUGGAAUCCGGCCAGGACUUAGCAAGUCUGAAAGCAUUCAGAACAUGGUUCAUCAGCUCACAGACAACCUGGAAUUCAUGCAGAACAUCUCCAAUGCACUUGCUAAACCUGAGGGCCCCACUCAGAUGUUCCUCAGCCAUUGCAACUCCCCCAUGAGAAAUGAAGCUCCUCCACCUCAAGGGUGGGCCCAGCAGCUCCCUUCCAAACUAGCCAGGUCAGAGUCUGCCGUGCUGCUGACCAACCCCCGAGCAGUCCAGGCUCUUCUGCAGAUGCAGAUGAGCCUGCUGACGCUCACCAGAGAAGCCCCAGAUUUCCUGCAAGCCUUGACAGACCCAGAUGUUGAACUAGAAAGCAUGGAAGACUCCGAUGAGGGAGAAAGCCCAUCUUCUGAAGCAGAAAGCCUCAUCUCAGUUGAAGAAAGCCUGGAGCUGGAGAACAGUGCAUCCAAAGCAGACGAUGAAGAAAAGGAGGAGGAGGAGGAGGAGGAAGAGGAAGAAGAAGAGGAAGACAUGGAACAGCAAGCUCCAGAGGCCCUUUACCAGAUCCAGUUGGAGCAGCUCAGAGCAAUGGGCUUCCCCAACCAGGAACUGAACUUGCAGGCUCUAAUGGACACAGAAGGAGAUAUCAGUUUGGCAAUUGAAAAGCUAACAAACUCUCGCGCAUCCUAA